Messenger RNA from Physcomitrium patens, 2677 nucleotides. RefSeq lists its product as uncharacterized. Gene Ontology annotation, biological process: photomorphogenesis; regulation of DNA-templated transcription. Lineage: Eukaryota; Viridiplantae; Streptophyta; Bryopsida; Funariales; Funariaceae. The record is from RefSeq and is a predicted model, not a curated record. Gene Ontology annotation, molecular function: zinc ion binding. Gene Ontology annotation, cellular component: nucleus.
CGGUGGCAGUGAGUGCCUGAAUGUGGUCAGGUUGAGCAGCAGGUGUAGAGGCUUGGGGUGGAGAUUACCCGACGGCGUCGAUUGGCGACGCCGCUGUAGAUGUGGAUUUUACCAUGCGCAGUGGUGAGGGCUCGAAGAAGCUUGGUCGGCAAUCCCCAAUCUGGUUGCCCUCAUCAUCAGCUCAUGCCAGACCCGCUCCGAAUACGACGCCGUGGCCAUCUGCUCUUCUGCUGAUCGCUCGGGUUCUUCAUUCCAAAAGUUACGCGCUUUUCGCCUUUUCAGUACAAAUCCACCUUCACAUCACCCCACUCCUGCACUUUUCUCCUGUCCCACUGUCUCGCCAGCUCUCUCCAGUCCCUCCACGGUGAACACUACUUGCCUGCUCCUCACAGAGUUGAAGCCUUUGUAAAACAUGCUUGUAGCUCCGAAUGGACCGCCAGUCUUCUCGCCUCUCUUCUUUCCCUCUCUGUACUUUACUUUUGUUUCGACAGAUUGACAGACAGAUUUGAACUUCGACGCAGAGGAAUCCUGGUGCAAGAGGCAGAGGCACAGUCUAUCAUCGAUAGUUGUAUCUCUGCUGUUUGUUUUUGAACAUUUGCCAUAUAUAUAUUUUUUUUUUCUCGCUUCGUAGUGAGCAGGAGCGGCGGUUCAGGUUGGUUGGUUUUCUUUUUUUUCGCUUCAGUGUAGAGGUGUGGCAGUUGCGGAAAUCGAUGACAGCGGAUCAGCAGAAAGUAAAGAUGAAGAUACAGUGUGGGGUGUGCCAGAGGAAUCCUGCGUCGGUUCUGUGCUGCGCGGAAGAAGCCGCGCUGUGCACUAAGUGCGAUGCUAGAACGCAGACUGCAAACAAGCAUGGUCGAGUUGCCCUUCACUCGGUGCCGGAGCCAGCUAAGUGCGACAUUUGCCAGGAGAAGCGAGGAUUUUUUUUCUGCUUGGAGGACCGCGCGUUGCUAUGCCGAGAUUGUGACGUGUCUAUUCACACGGCCAACACCCUCUCUUGCAACCACAGGCGCUACUUGGUGCCCGGAACCAGGGUGCAUCUAGAGGACGUUAAGGGAGUCCCCGUGAAGCCCAUCGCUCCAGAGGUUUACCUUCCGGUGGCGAGCCCUGCUGCAUCCUCGAUGUCGCAGUCUUCACAUAGCAGUCGCUCGUCCAAUCUUUCGAGCUCCACGUCUACUCUUCCGGGGCCACGCAUCCUCAGUAAACAGACAUCCAACGCAAAGCCUUCUGGGAGCGUGUGCAGCCCAUCUCCAGUGCAAACUUUCACUCUAGAAAUGGUCCAAGCUGCAUACUCAGGAAAAGUAAAUGCUCAAGCUGUCGCAGAGGCGACGAAGCCGACCCAGCAGUUUUCAGCUUCACAAACUCCGCCGCUAGUCUCUCUCCCCUCCAUGGGCGUUUCAAGCUCCGGAUCCAUGCGCAAGAGCAGCAUCUCUGAAUUUUUAACGGACGCUGUACCUGGAUGGCGCGUCGACGAGCUUCUCAACUUUGCGGAUUGCAAUGAGCAGUUCAACCCGACCGACUUUUCCACAUCGAAGAUGAUGGAAGGUGAGACCGCAGUGGAAGGAGAUUACGAUUGGACUGCCGAUCUGAGCUUGUUUGAAGCACAGAUGUUCUCUAUGCACGAAGUGCCUCAAUUUCCUCCUCCGCCUCCAACGCUGUCUGCAUCGCCCAAGUCUAACCGUGUUGCAAGGCAAUUGCAGAGGAUCAGCCAUAUUAAGCAAGGCUCGUAUCUUCAGGACGCAUUCCUAGUCCCCGAUGUCAGGAUUGCUUCAGCUCCCACGUCCCAAUCUGUGCCGAAGAGGUUUAAACGUGACUUGUAUCACAUGUUGAAUUGAUCUUUCCUGGAAUUUGUCGAGGAUUCUUGCAACGAGCAAAGAAGGUUCGACCUUUCCGAAACUGUUCACACAUCGAUUCAACGGCAUUUUUUGGUGCCUGACAUCUAAGAUGUGAGUGAACGGUUUUGUUUUUGUUUUUGUUUUUUCGUUCCUUUCAGAUGUCAAAGAUUGAUUUAGCCUCCCCCUCGAAUUUUCGAAGAUCAAGAAUAUGAUUUUUGUUUUGUCCUAAGUUCCCUAGAAAAUCUAAGAGUGGAAUCUUAAGGUUGCUUAAGCUUUUGCGUGGAGGAGGAAGCGCGUCUGUUGCACCUCAGCGCGAGUGUUCAUCCCAUUGGACUCGAGACCUCUUUCCUGCUGACCUCGAGCUUCCCAAGAAGAAGAAGAAGAAGACAAACAAAGAUGACGAUAACACUCCUAGUGUAUCUUCCUGGCCUACUUUCCACCUCCGCGGGCGUAACAUCGAUGCGUUAAUCAACGCGAUCGAUUUGUGAGGCGGUUUUUUUUCACCUCAAAGACGGUUUCUGUGCACCUGUUCACAGGUUUUUCCUGCCACGGUGGUCGUCUUCGAGUUUCCCACUCUCACCGGUUUUUUUCUCGCGAGGCAAGAGGCUUUCGAAUGUUACUAGAUGUUUUAUUGCAGCACCAGAUUGUUGAGUUGAAGCCCUAGCGUAUUUUGUAGCUCAGGAUGCUUCAUACUUUUGGCAGUCUUUUUUCACUUGUUUUCACAACAGGUUGGUCGUAGAGGUGUUUUGCGCCUGUAGACCCUACUUCACAUGUACAGUUUGAAGCGGUGGUGCAAACUUGGCAUCGGCGUACUCAAGGAAAUGCAAGGGUUCAAGUUAUUAACA